Molecule: messenger RNA, 1128 nt
Organism: Humulus lupulus (European hop)
Lineage: Eukaryota; Viridiplantae; Streptophyta; Magnoliopsida; Rosales; Cannabaceae
Exons: 1
Coding region: 1-1128 (375 amino acids)
Source: RefSeq, a predicted model, not a curated record
AUGGAGACAUUUUACAAUGGUCUCAAUGCAGCCUCUCGAAUGGUAUUGGAUGCUUCAGCCAAUGGAGCCAUUCUUUCCAAGACUUAUAACGAAGCAUUUGAGAUUUUGGAAAGAAUAGCAAGCAACAACUACCAAUGGUCAAAUACUAGAGCUCCUACAUGCCGAAAAGUAGCGGGUGUUCUUGAAGUAGAUGCUCUAACCGCUCUAAUCGCUCAAAUGGCCUCAAUGACCAACAUUUUAAAGAACAUGAGUAUGGGAGGAAAUGUACAGCCAGCUGCUGCCAUUCAAAGUGCAGAAGUAUCAUGUGUGUAUUGUGGGGACGGGCAUACUUUUGAGAAUUGCCCUUCAAAUCUAGCUUCGGUCUUCUAUGUGGGUAAUCAAAACUCCAAUCGCAACAACAACCCAUAUUCGAACACUUACAAUCCAUCAUGGAGGCAUCAUCCAAAUCUGUCAUGGGGGGGUCAAGGAGCAAGUUCAAGUGGAGCACCAACACAAGGAAAACAGUCAUAUCCACCGGGAUUUUCUCAACAACCAAGACCUCAACAACCACACUCACCUCAAGGCUCUCAAACAAGUUCUUUGGAGAAUUUAAUGAGAGAUUAUAUGGCCAAGAAUGACGUAGUAAUUCAAAGCCAGGCAGCUUCUCUUCGGAAUUUGGAAAUUCAAUUGGGGCAUUUAGCUAAUGACUUGAAAAAUCGACCCCAAGGUUCUUUGCCAAGUGACACCGAGAAUCCAAGGAGGGAUGGCAAAGAACAAUGCAAGGCAAUCAAUCUACGAAGUGGGAAAAAUAUGGAAGUGAAUGAGGAGAAAACAAAGGGCAGCAAGGAGCCUACUUCAAUCCAAACCGAAGGGGAAACGAGUAAAAAACCAGCAAGUGCAGCUGUUGAAUUCUCCCCAAUUGAAACAGCAUCGGGUCAGCAUUCUACUAUAGAAAAGACUUUACACAAGCCACCUCCGCCAUUUCCUCAACGAUUCAAAAAAACAGCAGCAAGAUGGCCAAUUCAGGAAGUUUUUGGAUGUUUUGAAGCAGCUCCAUAUCAACAUUCCCUUGGUGGAAGCUUUGGAGCAAAUGCCCAAUUAUGUAAAGUUUUUGAAAGACAUUUUGACAAGAAAGAGGAGGCUUGGUGA